GGUAUUGCGGCACAGUAGCUGAGGUGUUUCCCACCUCUAGCUAACGUGUAUAAUGAUGAUGAUGACUGCCUCCGACAACAAUGAUGUCGUCCAAGUAUUCGGCUUCUCCAUCAACAUCUGUCAGCAUUGUGUCCAUGAUCUGCUGGAAUAUAGCUGGUGCAGACUUGACUACAGACGAGAGACGGUGAUACUGGUCCAAGCCUCGAUGCGUAUUGAUGGACUCCGCCAUGCAACGUCACCAGAAAGAGAAGGAGGAGUUGGCUGAACGCGACGAACGGGAACGGAGAAGACGCUUGGAACGGGAACAGGAAAAAAUCACUGCUAAUGCUCAGCCAGAGCCAAAUGGUGCAUUCUUAGUUACUCUCCCUCAUCGCAUCAAAUGUCGCGAUGUAGUCGUCGACAUCGGACGAAAGAAGAUUACAGUUGGGCUGCGCAACCAGCCGCCCAUCUUGUCCGGCCAGCUGUACAAUGAAGUCAAAGUUGAGGAGUGCUCGUGGAUGCUGGAAGAUGGUCUCAUCAUCUCCAUCAGCUUAGAGAAAAUAAACAAAAUGGAGUGGUGGACUCGCAUUUGUGACGGCGAGCCGGAAAUUAAUACGCGCAAAGUGCAACCAGAGAACUCCAAACUAUCUGACCUGGAUGGGGAGACACGAUCGAUGGUUGAGAAGAUGAUGUACGACCAGAGACAGCGCGAAAUGGGUCUACCAACCUCCGAGGAUCAGAAGAAGCAAGAGAUGCUUAAAAAAUUCAUGGAGGCCCAUCCGGAAAUGGACUUCUCGAAGUGUAAAUUUUCUUGAACACCCGGUUUUCUUGAUUAUAUAAAAC
Molecule: messenger RNA, 822 nt
Organism: Dicrocoelium dendriticum
Lineage: Eukaryota; Metazoa; Platyhelminthes; Trematoda; Plagiorchiida; Dicrocoeliidae
Source: the annotation of a GenBank genome assembly